GAUCGAUUUGUAUAUAUACAUAUACCUGAAACCUUGCUCGCAACUCUAUGAUCUGUGAUCUGUGAUCUGUUCAUUACUGCAUUUUUUGUUGCCAACAAAUUUACAACCAUAUUUACGAUAUAUAAUAGAGUUUUUGUCAAGAAGCUGUGACUGUGACUUAUUUAAAAUCCGAAAUGCAAUGCCAAUUUUAGACAGUUGCAUCUAAGAUCUCGGAGCGGUAUGUUGGUCCCGGUUUCGAUGUGGCUGCUACUCUUGGGUGUAGUGCUGGCCUAUCUCGUAUAUUCGAUUUGCUACCAGGCGCGCAUCAAUCGACUGACCAGCAGCUGGCCGGCCCCGCCCUCGUUGCCCAUCCUCGGACAUUUGCACAUCUUUGCGAGAAUCAUUGGGCCGCGUCCCUUUAAGCGCGCCGCGGAGCUGAUCAACUGCCAUCUGCAGGAUCACCGGGGCAAGCUGUGGCUGGGCAACAAGCUUUACAUAUUCGACUGCAAUCCCAAGGAUAUUCAUGCACUCUGCACCGCCAAGCAGCUGCUGCAGAAGACCUCGGACUAUCGCGUCUUCGAGAAUUGGCUGUGCGAGGGCGUCUUCACCUGCGCUGUGGACAAAUGGAUGCAUCGCCGGAAGAUGGUUGCGCCGACCUUCAACUACAGCAUGAUUAAGCAGUUUGUGCAGGUCUUCGAGCGACAGGCGCGCAUCCUGCUGCAGAGGCUGGCCACACUGGCCGACACCGAUCAGCCCGUGGAUUUCUUUCAGCUCGUCAGCUGCUACACGCUGGACACCAUCUGCGAAACGGCGCUGGGCACCACAGUCAACUCGCAGUCGGGCGAGAAGUCGGAGUACUUGGAUGCAGUCAGAGAGAUCUUUCACGUAUUUGACACCAGGCUGAAGAGUCUGCUCUAUCGCUACCCACUCAUCUAUUACUUCACGCCGCUCGCAGCACGCGAGAGGCAACUUCUGAAGAUCCUCCACGGCUUCACGAAGGGCAUUAUCAGAAAGCGUUUGGCUCAGCUCGCUUCGGAUCUGGCCAAUGGCAAUAGCGAAGCCACGUCCGACGCCGAGUCCAGUGAGCAGAAAACACGCAGCUUGCUGGAUAACUUGCUGCUGGCCCGAGACGCAGACGGCCAGCCGCUGAAGGAGAGGGACAUACGCGAGGAGGUGGACACCAUUAUCUUUGGUGGCUUCGACUUGGUCGCAGCCAUGCUCAAGUUCUUCAUGUACAACAUGACGCUGCAUGUGGAGUAUCAGCAGCAGUGCCGCGAGGAGAUCUGGCGGGUGUGUGGGCGAGAUGCAGCCACACCCAUAACGAUGGAGCAGAUGCGAGAAUUGGUCUAUCUGGGCAUGUGCAUCAAGGAGACGCUGCGCAUGUAUCCCUCGGCGCCCAUCACAGCGCGCCGAGCCACAGCCAAUUGCACAAUUAAUAACUUCUUCAUACCCAAGGGCAGCGAUGUGAUCAUCUCGCCGAUGUAUAUGGGCCGCUGCGAGGAAUUCUUUCCCGAGCCGCUGGUCUUCAGGCCGCAGCGCUGGGCCCGCGAUGCCCAGCCCAAGAUCGAACCCUCCACCUACAUACCCUUCAUGACGGGUCCGCGCUGCUGCCUGGGCCAGCGCUAUGCCAUAGUCCUGCUGAAGCUGGUGCUGGCUCACCUCCUCAGGAGUUUCUAUUUCGAGCCCUUGGGCGAGCGGCAGGAGAAGGCGCGCCUCAUCUUCGUCAUGACACUGCAUACCAAAGAUCCCUACUACUGCAAGAUACGAGCUGUUAAGUGAACUGUGAAAGGAUUUCUUUAUGCAAUAUUUUCAAGAGAUUGCAAUUGCGAUUGCCCAGCUACCAGAGCUGGUAACAGCUCAACAGCUCUUGAGGCUCAGACCGGAAUACAUCUGCGUUAGCCAUUGAACCUUUUGUUAAGCCCUUAUCAAUUCGUUUCGCCUGGCUCCAUUCAAAAUUUCUGUAUUGCAUACUUCGCGGCGCACAAAUUACGCAUCACAUUUCCGUUUUUAAUGACGGCGGCGACGAGGUUGUAUAAAAAAAAAAUAAAUAAAUAAAAGAAACUGGCAAUAAUUGUAAGAGUGAUGAGUUACAGAACGAAAAUUGCAUGCUCUUGCUGAGAAUAAUCAUUUUGUAUAUGUUUAAUAUUUAAAGGUAGUUUUAGAUAACAAAAAAAGUCUCUUAGAUCAUUUUUUUUACAUUUUCCCUUAUCAAUAUGAGGUUCCUCGUAUAUACUCAUUAUAUGCAUUAAAAACAAGGGUGACGGGCUUUUGCUCGUAAGUUUCCAUGUAAUUCAUUCAAGUUAAUGAAACAUCUAAAAUUGUACGAAAAUAGCAGUUACAUAA
Molecule: messenger RNA, 2322 nt
Organism: Drosophila mojavensis
Lineage: Eukaryota; Metazoa; Arthropoda; Insecta; Diptera; Drosophilidae
Gene: Cyp312a1
Product: probable cytochrome P450 312a1
Exons: 3
Coding region: 220-1758 (512 amino acids)
Molecular function (GO): oxidoreductase activity, acting on paired donors, with incorporation or reduction of molecular oxygen; iron ion binding; monooxygenase activity
Source: RefSeq, a predicted model, not a curated record